Molecule: messenger RNA, 1539 nt
Organism: Mytilus californianus (California mussel)
Lineage: Eukaryota; Metazoa; Mollusca; Bivalvia; Mytilida; Mytilidae
Exons: 6
Coding region: 63-776 (237 amino acids)
Source: RefSeq, a predicted model, not a curated record
CAUGAACCAUUAAGUAACAACGAUAUAGGUUGUACUUGUAUAAGAGACACAUUUCUGCAAUUAUGGAACAUCUUUCUGUAGCAAAAGCCAUAUGUAUGUACUUAUUGAAAAAUUUGUCACCAAGAGUAGUCCGUGCUAAUUUUGACAGAUAUUUCUCACCUACCAAUCUACUCUCAACGCUGACUGCAAAAUAUAACACUCUCUUGGACUUGAAAUCAAAGGGAAUUCUGAACCAGACUCGAAGGCAUAUUUUAGUUCCAAGAAAUGGGGUAGCUGAUUCCAAAACAUUUGAUGUAGCAUUGAUGAUCUGUUUGAUCAAAAACUUGACAACUAUCAUUCCUGUAAUCAAUGGAUUUUACCGUGAACCACAAGCGAUAACAUUACAGAACAUCAGAUUUAAAUUGCUGAGGGACACCCCAACCCGUCAUGCUACAACAAUAGUAGACCUUGGUUAUCUCAAUACAACAUGCAGAUAUAUAUCAGACAUAAAAUUGGGAACAGCAUUGUGGUAUAUUUUGAGCUACAAACUUACAGCUAUAAAAGCUAUUAAACACACCAGCGAAGAAAUUUCUAAAUGCAAAGAAACAACAGACGUCGAUUUCCGAUAUCAACUACAGAAAGCAGAUUAUUUGACUAGGGAUUUGGCUGUGAUAAUUUGCAGAGUGAAAAGAGGAAUGAAAGAAAAAAUUUCUGAACGCAAAGAAACAAUAGACGAUGAAUAUCGAUACCAACAAUUUAAAAAAGAAUUACAACAAUACUGCAAAAAAGGUCUAUAGAAUCGUCUUCUUUGAAGUAAUCAAAACAGAAAGAUGUAUAUUUUGGUUUAGUGAUUUGUCAUGCAUACAGUGGAGAAAUGAGUUGAAAUGGAUUACAAUACCUUAAAUGGCAUUGAUUAAAUUUUACACGGACAGAUAGACAAGCGUCCAGUAAAUCAUAUGAGGAAAGAACGUUUUAGCAAAAUAUGGUUAAACAAUGAAGCCAAAGCUAUAUUUCAAAGUAUUAUCCAUUAUACGUUAUAAUAUGCAGCAGCUUUUUGUAUUAACAGCAAAUCUGUUUAUUCUCUUAUUGGUGAAGAUUAUUGGAAAAUUGUUGUAUACAAAGUUGUUUGAGUUAAGUUAUUGUAAAUUUAGAAAAUAUAAGUUUUAUCAGUUUGUUUUAAUCCCCAUCAUUCUAUUAAAAACUAAGCUUUUGUCGUAAAAAUCAUACUUUUUUUUAUGUGGAGUGAAUAUCUUAUUUGGCGCUCCCAUUAAUAAAACAAAUCACGAUACUUUGUUCCUUUACAGUGUGUAGUGUUAAGUUUUAUCUAAUUUAGUUUUAGAUUAAGCCCCCUAAUUAUAUGAAUUAGGUCAUUUGUUUGAACUAUAUUUUUUUUCAGUUAGACGUUUCUAUAUUGCCAUUUUUAGUUUGUACAUUUGAGUGUAUUUUACUUCGUUUUCAGUUGCGGAUCCAGGGAUCUAUAGAAUCGUCUUCUUUGAAGAAAUUGAAACAGAAAGAAGUAUAUUUUGGUUUAGUGAUUUGUCAUGCAUACAGUGGAGAAAU